GGUGCUCAGAGUCGUUUUCAGCCCCCUCAGGGUGCUUCACUUCUUCGUUGCACCGCACCUCUGGAGCAAGGCACGGUCAGCGCAAAGAGCCUUGUGGACUACUGCUGUGGCGGAGCAGGAGGACGAAGCUCAGAAAGAUGGCAUCACCCUUUGUGCCCGUCCCCAUGCCGAUGGACAGAACCCGGGCAGCAGGUAGCAGCAAGCUCAGGCGGCCACAGCGAGCUUCAUCGUUAGGCAGCGUCUCCGGCGCCUUGGCCGGGGAGGACCACGGAAGAGGAUGCGGAGGAUUGGAUUCCCGGCGGCAAUCCCGCGGCAUUGACAGAGGCAGCCGGAGCAGGACGUCCCCCCCCCUUCUCAGCCCGGUGACACUGACCAGGGGGAACGGGGCUCUGGAGCCCUCCAUAGAGUACAGCUGCCCACGCUCCAUAUCGGAUCCGGUUGGGAGCCAGCAAGGCGAGGAGAGGCCCAUUACCCCCACUUUACUGGGGUAUGAGGUCAUGGAGGAGAGGGCCAAGUUCACGGUAUUCAAGGUCCUGGUCAGGAAGACUCCAGAUGAGAACUGGGUUGUUUUCAGAAGGUACACAGACUUCUCCAGACUCAACGACAAGCUGAAGGAGAUGUUCCCGGGCUUCCGCCUCUCGCUUCCUCCCAAGCGGUGGUUCAAAGACAACUACGACAGCGACUUCCUGGAGGACAGACUGUUGGGACUACAGACUUUUUUGCAAAACCUGGUGGCACACAAGGACAUCGCCAACUGCCUGGCCGUGAGAGAGUUUCUGUGUCUGGAUGACCCCCCCGGGCCUUUUGAUAGUCUGGAGGAGAGCAGAGCAUUCUGCGAGACUCUGGAGGAGAGCAACUAUCGUCUCCAGAAGGAGCUGCUGGAGAAGCAGAAGGAGAUCGCCUCUCUGAAGAGGAGUUUGCAGGAGAGGGAGCAAGCCGUCCUGCUACUGGAGAAGCAUAUCAAUGGCGAAUGUGUGAGCCCCGAGUCGCUGUGCGGUCUGUUAGCUCGGGGGAGCGAGAGCAGUGCAGACGUGGAGUCGUCCGCUGCAGAGGCGGAUCAGGAUGUGCUUGACGACGCCGGCGGCAGGUGCGAGGUCCAGCCGGUGCAAUCCUCUGCCUGUUGGUGUGGUCCUCCACCCAGCACCUCUCCUCCGGUCAUUGAGGUCACUCAGCUUAACCACCAGAAGCUGCAACAAUAACAAUGGACGCUGAUACCCCUCUCCUCCCUUUUCUCUCCAUUUGCUCCUCCCCUACUUCCUUAUGUUGAAGCGCUAUUCCAUGAUCUCUGUGGGUUUUUUGGCCUGGUUUUCCUUAUCAGUCCUUCCUCUAAUCAAAACUCCAAUUUUCUCUGUUCGCGUUCCACAUUUGACCUCUGUUCAGUCCUGAAGAUGGAGCUGAAGCAGCAUUAAUCACAAGAGCUGUGAUAUGUUCUGCAACGGCUCGUUUCACUUCCCACGAUACGAUGAUGGGUCAUGGGAUAUGUUAUAUGUCUGGCCCCUACAGAAGGUAUCCUGAAGACCUCGUACAACAUGUACAAGAUUUAAAAACAAUAUCUCGAAUGACAUGGCUACAGUUAUUUGAACCUCAGACUAAGUGGAUCUGUGUGGGGAUUUCUCAAUCGUUUGCUUUUCAACCUCACACAGCGGCUGCUGGUCUGAAUCAAUUGAUCUUGCGCAUAUAAGCCAAGGUUUGGCUUCCUGACAAAAAAAAAUCCAAAAUGACAUUCACAAUCAUGACAAUCUACGGAAAACCCGAACCGUCACCUCUCCAGUUUCUGCAGACGUGCAUUAUGGCAUUAUGGCCCAUUUUAAAGGUUCUAUAAACCAGAUUCCAAAAAUUAAUAUUGCGGCAAAAAGCUAUUUGCAACGUAAAGACACACAAAAUUGGGAAAUACUGGAAGUGAACACGUCUCCAUUACUACGGCGGCGCCUCUUGAAUGCUCGCUGCCCUCGGAAGUGUCAAAUGUUCUGCUUUUAAGUUAGCUCCUAGACCACGAUGUCUAGGAGGUUGAGAACAACCUGCACUUAUCAGCUGGCCAAUGUUGGUCUGACAUGGUGGAACAAGUCAACGCUGCGUAGCAACGGUUAGCGUGCUUAAGACACUGUCUAGAAAUGAGAUCCACCCGCGAACUAUUGUGAAACAUAACGUUAGCUGAUCUAACCCGGCUAACAUAAUGUCCUUGUAAUAGACUUCAAUUUGACUUUAAUCAAUUUAAAUUAUAUAGUGAUCGGUUUUAUUAUCGACGCCAGCCAUGUUCGUGAGUUCAGAGUAACCAAGGAGGGGUUUGGCUGAAAGUCAUCAGCUAACGUGGUUGACAGUUGGCUGCGAUUUUUAAAAUUCAACAGUCUUCGGUAAUGGCCGCUCUGCUUGGCGCUCAUAUUACCGCUGAUAUUGCCGCGUUCCAAAGCCUUCCCCUUGAGGUAAACACUGUUAGCUCUCAGCACCGGCAGCGGCGUUGCAUGCAUAGUCUGUGCUCACCGUUAGCUGCUAGCUGCAGGCUCAGCUGUCUCCAUGUUGAGAGCCGUAUGGAGGCAAUUGAUUUGCUUUGCGUUCUGUAUUCAGAUAUCCACGUCUAAGAUGUCAGCCACUAUAUUGAUGUAAAUUAGGUGUAUGGAUUUUUUUUUUGAGUUGCCCACAGUGCUGGAAAAUGUAAUGAGAAAACAGUAAUCCACUGAUUAUCCACAGACAGUGGAACCGCCAUCGACCGGACCAUAAUCCCUCUUCAUAGGGCCAUCUGUGGGUAACAUUAUGAGGAACCGUGACCGCUGCAUAUUAAACCAGAACUAUCUGCACUGCUAGAUUUCUCUGAGAGUCGGGUGAGAAGAGUUCAUACAGCCUGGAUGAACUGACCUUUUCCAUCUCGGGUUAGUAAUCUUGAGAAACUACCAAGAGUAGACUAGAUGUUAACACUGCAAGCAGCGGCACUCGGGUCGGACCAGAGUCUUGAUAAGUGUGUGACUAUAAAGCACGGUCACAAGCGGGUCGGGUCCGGUGGUUGAUUAACGCAUCAUUUGCAUGUCCGAAAGCCAUAUGAAAACACUUGAAGUGCAGUGGUUUCACUCUUUGAUGAUGAUUUCAUGAAGUGGAGAACAACCACAGCUCUUUUGAUCCGUCUCAAGCUCGACAUGGAAAACGGGUCAUGUGAUGCACUUUAUGGAUGAAUGGCAGCCCAUAAUGUUAGCUCGGAUAUGGUUUGUGCUACUUCAUUUGUUCGAGACAGAAACCUGCCUUUUCAACCACUGAAUCUGUCUCGAGUCCCAACUGGAUCUAAUGUCAAUUUGUGUUUAAUGUACGUGAGUUUUGUUUUCUGUAAAUUCCCUUCACGCGUAUUUCUAAGUGCCUUGAACAUCGUUCACCUAACUUUUCUUUUGAUGUGUUUAAACAGCUUUAUAGAUUUGUGCAGAACGUGAAACAAUUCAACUUUGUUCCUCUGAUGGAAAUAAUCUUUGAAAUGAUCCACAUGUGUCGGCGGUUGCUUGGAACAGACUUGUUUUGUCAUGUUACAUGAAUUAAUAUGAAGUCUCCGUGACACAAGUACACCUAUAGUUGCACUAUGAAAGGCUUAAAUGAAUAACUAUUCGUGUCACUAUUAACGUCCUGGAUUUAAAGGGGCGUAUUUCACUGAGAAGUCUGCUCUGAAAUGAAUGAACACAUGUUACAGCAGAGAUGUUUGUCAGAAAGAAAUCUUGAAUUCACCCACAAUUAAACGUGGAAUGAUCUAUUGACGACACGUGUAUGUUUCUUCUUAUUUAAAGCUUUCAUGAAAUUGGAGUAGCAGUUUGUGCUUGAUUGAAAUAAACUGACAGGUCCGAUAAUAACCUAAAGAUUACGGUAAGCCCCAUGUAAUGCUUUCAAGAUGUAAUAAAUUCUUUUCACGGAGA
This is a messenger RNA of Pseudoliparis swirei, 3881 nucleotides long. RefSeq names its product sorting nexin 16 (gene snx16). The record is from RefSeq and is a predicted model, not a curated record. The transcript is spliced from 7 exons. Gene Ontology annotation, biological process: early endosome to late endosome transport; endosome to lysosome transport; protein targeting to lysosome. Gene Ontology annotation, cellular component: late endosome; early endosome; extrinsic component of endosome membrane. Lineage: Eukaryota; Metazoa; Chordata; Actinopteri; Perciformes; Liparidae. Bases 138 to 1199 code for a protein of 353 amino acids. Gene Ontology annotation, molecular function: phosphatidylinositol binding.